Molecule: messenger RNA, 1109 nt
Organism: Capsella rubella
Lineage: Eukaryota; Viridiplantae; Streptophyta; Magnoliopsida; Brassicales; Brassicaceae
Exons: 5
Coding region: 139-939 (266 amino acids)
Source: RefSeq, a predicted model, not a curated record
CUUUCAAUCUCUCUAAAACCUUACAUUUUUCCGUUGACUUCUUUUCCUCAUUACGUCAACCAUCUCUUUGUUGCUCUAUUGGGAAACUCUAUAUUAGUCGUCAUUUCCUCUUUGUGGACUAAAGUUUUUAGAGAGGUGAUGGGUAGAUCUCCUGGAUUUGGUGGCUGGAUCAAUCAGAACACUCAACAGCCUUCUAAGGAUGAGUGUAAGAGAUCUGAAAAUGUUAAAUCUAAGUCAAGGCCAGAGAUAAAUACUCAAGAGGAAAGAGAUGAAAUGAAGGAGCAAUUAAAACUUUGGAGACAUGCAGAGAAGAAAGAGCAAUGGGAAGAUUUCCCUCCUAAGGUAAAGGUGGAAACAGAAGAUGGCAUUUGCCAUGUGGACAUAGUGUUUGUAUUAGGAUUGCCUCCUCAAGCAGCUUACGACGUUUUAACUAAUCCAGACAACCAACCAUACUCUAGAAUAAUCAAUCGGCGUCACGAACUUUUGGAAAACGUGUCAAGAAAAGUGGUGUCCGAUGAUGGAUCAAGGAAGACAGUGGAGGCGGAGAAAGCUGUGGCUUGGAAGUUUCGCUCGUGGUCUGGAACUAUCCCUAUAACUCUAGAUUUCGUCGAAAACCGUAAAAAUCUUUCUGCAGUGUAUGUGAAAAACAAAAUGAUGUUCAUGAAAACUUUUGAGGGUAGUUGGAAAGUGGAACCAAUAUACGUGGUUUCAGAACGCUUGUGCAAGAACGUGAAGCCAAGGAGUCGAGAAGAAUACAAGAAAUGUAGCGGUGGACAAGGAAAGAUUGCGUCCAAGGUGACAAUGAACCAGACCUUUCAACCCUCUUCUCUUUUGAAUCUGCCACCACUUUCUUGGUACAUCCGUAAGAUCACUGUCAAGAUCACCAAGACUCUCGUAGAAGAUCUUCAAGAUAUGGGCGCCAAGAUUCGUGGUGUUUGAAAAUGCCCUCAAAUUUUAGUUGCUACCGUUUUGGUAUAAACAUUUAAUAGUGUUCUUGAAUCACUUUAUUAUAUCAUCCGAAUAGAAGAAUACUAAUAUUUAAAGUCACUUUGUUCAUCACAAUACUAGUAUGCUUUACUGAAUACAAAAGUUUGAGUAUCAUGUUAUUA